Tupaia belangeri chinensis (Chinese tree shrew) is the source of this 1371-nucleotide messenger RNA. RefSeq names its product proline-serine-threonine phosphatase interacting protein 1 (gene PSTPIP1). The record is from RefSeq and is a predicted model, not a curated record. Gene Ontology annotation, biological process: actin filament polymerization. NCBI's taxonomy places the organism in Eukaryota, Metazoa, Chordata, Mammalia, Scandentia, Tupaiidae. Bases 16 to 1239 code for a protein of 407 amino acids. The transcript has 15 exons. Gene Ontology annotation, cellular component: actin filament; cytoplasm; plasma membrane. Gene Ontology annotation, molecular function: actin filament binding.
GCCGCCUCCUCCAGGAUGGCCAGUUGCAGGGACUUCACGGCGCACACGGGCUACGAGGUGCUGUUGCAGCGGCUGCUGGAUGGCCGGAAGAUGUGCAAGGACGUGGAGGAGCUGCUGCGGCAGAGGGCGCAAGCAGAGGAGCGCUACGGGAAGGAGCUGGUGCAGAUCGCCCGGAAGGCGGGCGGCCAGACUGAGAUCAACUCCCUGAGGGCCUCCUUUGACUCCCUGAAGCAACAAAUGGAGAACGUGGGCAGCGCGCACAUCCAGCUGGCCCUGACGCUGCGCGAGGAGCUGCGGAGCCUCGAGGAGUUCCGCGAGCGGCAGAAAGAGCAGAGGAAGAAGUAUGAGGCCGUCAUGGACCGGGUCCAGAAGAGCAAGCUGUCACUCUACAAGAAGACCAUGGAGUCCAAGAAAACGUAUGAGCAGAAGUGCCGGGACGCAGACGAUGCAGAGCAGGCUUUCGAGCGCAUCAGUGCCAACGGCCACCAGAAACAAGUGGAGAAGAGCCAGAACAAAGCCAAGCAGUGCAAGGACUCGGCCACGGAGGCAGAGCGGGUGUACAGGCAGAACAUUGAGCAGCUGGAGAAGGUGCGGGGCGAGUGGGAGCAGGAGCACCGGACCACCUGUGAGGCCUUUCAGCUUCAGGAGUCUGACCGGCUGACCAUCCUCCGCAAUGCACUAUGGGUGCACUGCAACCAGCUCUCCAUGCAGUGCGUCAAGGAUGACGAGCUCUACGAGGAAGUGCGGCUAACACUGGAAGGCUGCAGUGUAGAUGCUGACAUCGACGGCUUCAUCCAUGCCAAGAGCACAGGCACCGAGCCCCCAGCUCCGGUGCCCUACCAGAACUACUACGACCGGGAAGUGGCCCCUAUGUCUGGCAGCCCCGGCAUCCAGCCAUCCUGCGGCAUGAUAAAGAGGUUCUCUGGCCUACUACACGGAAGUCCCAAGACCACCUCUUUGGCAACUCCUGCUGUCUCUACAGAGACCCUGACCUCCACCCCUGAGCGCAUGGAGGGCGUCUAUGCCGCCAUUGCCGUGCAGGAGACACCGGGGAACCCCAGUGCACCACCCCUGGGCUACCGCGCGCUCUACGACUACACAGCCCAGAAUCCCGACGAGCUGGACAUGUCUGCAGGAGAUAUCCUGGAGGUCAUCCUGGAAGGGGAGGAUGGCUGGUGGACGGUGGAGAGGAAUGGGCAGCAGGGGUUUGUCCCUGGUUCCUACCUGGAGAAGCUCUGAGGAAGGGGCAGCACCCAUGGGGCCCCACCUGCCUGUGGAGUCAGGAAUGCUCUCUGCUCCAGGGAAGGGACAGUGUUGGUGCCCCCCAGGAGUGUCUCCUAUGGAAUAAAGGAGUGUGUUCUUUCCUCCUGG